Molecule: messenger RNA, 3823 nt
Organism: Anoplopoma fimbria (sablefish)
Lineage: Eukaryota; Metazoa; Chordata; Actinopteri; Perciformes; Anoplopomatidae
Gene: ppp1r13l
Product: protein phosphatase 1, regulatory subunit 13 like
Exons: 13
Coding region: 158-2551 (797 amino acids)
Biological process (GO): regulation of transcription by RNA polymerase II; positive regulation of cell differentiation
Molecular function (GO): transcription factor binding
Source: RefSeq, a predicted model, not a curated record
AGCAAUGACUAAAUGUCUGGAGCAAUCACCACAAGAGAGCAACACAGUCUGAGCUUCACCACUUUUUCAGGAAGACGAAAGUUCUAAGAUUUCCUCUCAAAUAGAAAACGAAAAAGACUCAUCUGUUUGAGGAGCCGAACGCUGCUACCUCGCAGCAAUGAGUUCUCCGGCCAGCUUUGGCAGCAGCAUGCUGUUCCAGACUAUAAAUGACGACCUGAAUGCAUCACUGGCCACAGCAGAUGAGUUAUCCAGAGAGUUCAACUCCCUGCUGAAGGGGGCCUCGUCUGACAACAACAACACAAAGUCUCAGACGAGCGCUUUCAUCUUCAGCGAUAACCCCCAGUCCAUCCCCUCCAUCACUACGAGUGAGACAAUAGGCAGCAGUAAUGGCAGCUCUAAGCCUUUCUCCCCGAGCUCAACGACGUUCCAUUCCCUGGACUCCAUCUUCUCCAGCAACAGAAACGAACCGUCGCCACCCCCUGUCUUCACCACCAGCCCGCACUCAUCCCCCAAGAUCAAGAAGCAGGCACACUCUCCUCUCCCUCGAGCCGGAUCCGACAGCUACUCCUACGGCCAGCAGAGCCCCAAGCACUCGCCUCACUCCCCCAGGCGCAAUUCUCCCUCACGUUACGACAGGAGCCCACGGGGCUCCAUCAGUUACGCCGAUAGAAGCCCCUCACCGAGCCCCACGGCUGUUUCUUCCGACCAGACUUGGUCUGCCCCGGUCCACUCCUCCUCAAACACGCUGAGCCCUUACGACAGCAGCCAGAUGGGCCGCAGGUCGCCUCGCCUGGAUAGAGCCCGCUCUCCUUUGUACAUCAAUCACCCCAUGUCCAACACGCUGCCUCGAAAUUUUGCCGCUUUCAGGAAGUCUGAUGAGGGUGUGCAGCAGCAGCAAAAGAGCCCUGGCAAGUGGAAUGAGACAGAUCUGGACGUGUCCUACGAGAAGAAAUCUCACCACACCUAUGACAAGACAGAAUGGCUGCGGCCGUCUCUGCCAAGCAGCUGGAGAGAAUCCAACCUCGAUGGCCCUCCUCCGGCCCCAAGCCCCAAAAAGGAUCCUCGCUCUCCAUCUCUCAUUUAUUCCAACGCUUCUCUCCCCCGUAACAUACGCAUAGCCGUACCUCCGGAUGUUUCUUCCCCAGUCCACUCCCCUUACUACCCUCAACCCAUCAUCUCCCGCAUUUCCAUUCCCCCGACUUCUACUCAGACCCGCCAACGCAAGCCCAUCCCUCUCUCCGUCAUCAUGCGUCUCCAAAACCCCCACUGGGGAGCAAUGUCGACCCCAAACCCCAGAGUCCUGGGAGUGGAAGGCAACCUGGCACCGUACCCACCACCUAUGCCCUUCCCGAGGGAGUUCUUCCACAAACCUGUGCCCCAGCUGCUGCAACACCCACCUGAGCUGAGACAGCCCGCCGUAUACAGUGACGCGCUGAACUCGGGGGAUAUUGAAGCAGAGCUUGAGCGGCUGGACUUUGCUCAUCAGCUGCCUGUGAUCUCGGAGAAUCCCAACAUGCCAGAGGGCAGAAAGGAGGGCGCACCCCCAGCACCCCGGCCCCUCAGCCCCACCAGGCUGCAGCCAGUGGUGGACCCCGAGGCCCAGAGGCAGGAGAUUCCCAACCUGGAGGAGCUGCUCCGCAUGAGGGCAGAAAUUCCACGGGCCCUGAAGAGACGGGGCUCUGUGGACCAGUCACAGCCCCUGAAGAGGGCCUCCCACUACCAGCCCAACCAGUACAAGAAUCUCAUCAACAAGCUCUUUCGCAGGAAGGACCACCGACAGAGGGGGGAGCGUGGUAGUGAGACCAGCAGCUCCUCAGACGGAGAGGAAGCUGCUCCACCACCUGCACCUCUACCUGCACCCACGAUCCAUCCUGAUUUCAGAAGCUACCAUUCCAUCCUGCGGCGGUCCAAGCGGGAACACAAAAGUUCUGGGAGGCGAGCACGACUCAGCCCGCUUGUCUUGCUGCUGGACGGAGCACUGGUCGGAGAACUGGACACAGUGCAGAGGGCCGUGCAGGAGAUGAACGACCCUAGCCAACCAAAUGAUGAAGGCAUCACUGCCCUUCACAACGCCAUCUGUGGGGGCCACUACAACGUGGUGGACUUCCUGGUUCGCAUUGGAGCCAAUGUCAGCGCUCCAGACAGCCACGGCUGGACUCCGCUGCAUUGCUCCGCCUCUUGUAACGACCGUCCCCUGUGUGAGUUUUUGGUGAGGAAUGGAGCCGCAGUCAUGGCCGUGACGGAGAGUGACGCCGCCAUCGCCUCCCAGAAGUGCGAUCCUUACGCUGAAGCGUUUGAGGCGUGUGAGAACUUCCUGAAGGGUGUGGAGGAGGCCAUGGGGGUGGAGAACAGCGGCGUGCUGUAUGCUCUGUGGAGCUACCCGGCUCAGGCAGCCGACGAGCUGAGCUUCAAAGAGGGAGACAUGGUCACCAUCCUGCAGAAGCCCGAAGGGUCGGAUUGGUGGUGGGCCUCACUCUGUGGCAGGGAGGGCUUUGUUCCAAACAGCUACUUUGGGCUUUUCCCAAAGGUUCGACCCAAGUCUCUCUGCUAAGUGGUCUCUUGCUGAUGGUCAAAGUGGUGCAGAGGACUGUGUUGAACACUGUGCUCUACAGCUUCACACUGCUGUUAUAGGACUGUGUCUGUGUGAGUAAAAAAAGCCUGUGUUGCUGCAGAGCAUGGGAAAUGGUUUUGAUCUCAUGAUGGUCAGUCAAGGAGAGCUGAAGGAGAAGUCUCAGUAUUCAUUUUUCGCCUCACUGACAAGGAUACAUCUUUCUGGAACACUUCAUUUGUACUGGCUCUGCUGUGGGAUAUUUUUUCUUCUUCUAGUAAAGCUACAUCUCUGUACUGUGCGUAACCUCUUCUGUCCAGCUGUGCCCGUCCAUCCAAAGGUUACAAAAGGUUCAUAUUACCUGCUGUGUUCCAGUCAGACGUUGAUAUUUGUGACACGUUGGCUGGUUGGUAAUCAGAAUGCAAACAGUGGCUGUUGGUUGUUCAGUUCAGUGAGGUCAAUGUAGCUGUGUGCUGUCAACAAACACGGCUCGUGGUUGCUCCAUUUAGAAAAGAGCUGUUCCUAUCAGAGCUAAAUCAACCUUCUCAUUACUGGAGCAGAUGUUUUUAUUCUUUUUGUGAUAUUUCUAAAAAUGUACUCUAUGUACAUGUCACUGUUUUUGCAUAAAGUUGUAUCCGAUGGAGCCUACUAUAAACCACCCUUGUGAUUCUACCACAUAUUAUUUUUGAAGAGUGAUGUUUAAGUGUUUUUCUACCAAUGUGGCUGCAGACUUUACUUAUUUUUUAAAUCAGCCACAGCAGGAACGUAACUGCAUCUGGCUGGUUUCUACUUGGCUCUAGUUCGUAUACACAAUGUAUGUCCGUCAAGAUGCCCAUAUGAAUUAACCUCUUUGGAAGAGAAAGUGGUCUUUAUUUGGUGUAUGUGUUCGUAUUCACAGUGAAUGUUUGGUGAGGCAUUUGUUUAGUGUUUUUAGUAGUUUUCAGUUUUGUUGAUAGGGACUGCUGUGCACUUAACCUGUAACCCCUCUUAAGGGGAACACAGUGACCAAAUGUUUAAAUACUCAAUAAAUACAUAAGUCACAUGUUUCUUGGUUUCCAGUGAAAUCGUCUGUUAGGGUCGUGGGUUUGUGGCUUAAAAUGAGAAAUGUGAAAUGUCCCUUACCAACCAGCAGAUGACACUGUAUAAUCAAGUAUGAAUUCAACACAUAUUCAUCUGUCAACGCUACGAGCUAAAUAAAAACUAAUAUAUAGUAAAGAACCAUUUAUUGAGGCUGUUUUGUGCAGCAUCAGUCCUCUAUCUUGUGCGUUACAUUAA